Molecule: messenger RNA, 1236 nt
Organism: Symbiodinium sp. CCMP2592
Lineage: Eukaryota; Dinophyceae; Suessiales; Symbiodiniaceae
Source: the annotation of a GenBank genome assembly
AUGCCGAAAUAUUGCGCUGGCUUCGAGGAUCCUGCAGGCGGCGAAGCCAGACCAUGUCUGUUUGCCCGGGACGGAUUCGGCGGCCCUGCCCAGCCGACCGGAAAGCGUUGUGUGCUGUGCUGUGUUGAAGCUUUGCACCGGACGCUCUCUUCCCGUGUGGGCAAAGGGAACUUGCAAAGGCUCCUGAAGCAUUGGCGAUGCGUCAAAUCGCCGGUGUACGAAGCUGCCUUUGAACUGGGCUCGCUCUGUGCGCUAUCUGUCAGCGAGCAGCACUUGCUUCGCACAAAAGCGGGAGAAGAGAGCAAGUUGGAGAAGCGGAACAGUUGGCUACACAAGAAGAAGCAACGCUUGAGACAUUUCUUGAAGGGCAAGCCGAUCCCUGCUGCCAGCCCAAGAAUCAGUGAAGGCAGUCGCAAAUAUCUGCGAGACGCUGCUUGCCGAGACAGCCAAGGUUGGCGCCAGCAUUGGAUCUAUUUGCAGUAUCGCAAGCAGGAGCCCUUUGCCAACAUCAAAACGAACUGCAAAAGAUGCACAUACUGGAGUGGCAAGCCUGCAAUUGUGCGGGGUAAACGCCGCGCAUGGUGGAAAGUCCGGCGUGCCUUGAAGGCGAAAUAUUUGAAUUCCAUGGCAGCAGGACCUCCUUUCUACGACGCAAGCUUAAAGUGGGCAAUGGAGGAGGGCUUAUUGCAGGCUGGCACCAUGGUACCUCUAUCCACGGGGAUCGCAUAUCGACACCAGCCGAGGUGGUGCUUCUUGACUGACGCCGGCGAUAGCUUGUACUUCGAAGGCCUCGAAGAUCGCCUGGAUUUCCAAACGCAGCAGCUCCUAAGCGCAGAGGCUUCCAUCAACAAUGCUCUUGGGAAGACGGAAUUUCUUAUUGAUGCAUCGGAGACCUCAAGCCUGUUGACGGAGCGCGGCUACGACUGGUACCAGCACAUGCUGUCGUAUGAUCAAGUGAUAUUCUCUCCACUGUACAUCAGCAACAUGCUGGCGAGGAUAGGCUUGAAGCUGCAACUCCUGCGCAACGACGACAAAUGGCCAACAACAGCCAAGGCACUGCUACAGAUCCGUGGAACGCGAGGGAGAAACCACAAGGAGUACUGGGCCGCGCUGAGAUCUUUUGAAGGUAGGAUUUACUUGCUAGACGUUUUCCAACCAAAGCCUGUCUUGAUCGAGAACCUGCCAUUCAGUUUCACAAUGUACCGCACCUAUGCAAUGAUCCCUCUAUGGGACUAG